Messenger RNA from Saccostrea echinata, 1899 nucleotides. Its product is annotated as myosin-IIIa-like. Gene Ontology annotation, cellular component: myosin complex. The coding region runs from base 1 to 1899 and encodes 632 amino acids. The record is from RefSeq and is a predicted model, not a curated record. Gene Ontology annotation, molecular function: cytoskeletal motor activity; ATP binding. The transcript has 15 exons. NCBI's taxonomy places the organism in Eukaryota, Metazoa, Mollusca, Bivalvia, Ostreida, Ostreidae.
AUGUGUCAGAUUGGGGGAAACCAGACAAUACUUGUGUGUGGUGAGUCAGGCGCGGGAAAGACUGAAAAUGCAAAAUAUCUGGUUAAACAUCUGAUGCAUACAUGUGCCUGUGAACAAGGCAUCGACGAUUUGAGAAGCAAACUUCUUCAGCUCGACAUAGUGCUUGAAAGCUUUGGAAACGCAAGAACGAAAAUAAACCCCAAUGCCAGCAGAUUUGCAAAGCUUCUGCAGAUAAGCUUCAAAGAUGAAAAAGUCAUUGGAGCUAAUUUGCGACACGUCAUGCUCGACAAAAACCGGGCUGUGGACAGGACGGAAAAUUGUAAUGAAGGGAAUUUCCACAUUUUCUACGCAUUAUUUGAGGGACUGUCUCCUGUGGAAAAGCAAAAACUUCACUUGCAGAGUGAAAAAUUUUAUACAAUACUCAUGGGAAGUAAUGAAAGUGUACCUGAAAAGGAGAAAUAUAUUAAACAGUACCGUGAAAUAAAACAAGCCCUGGAAUGCUUUGCAGUGACAUGCGAUGAAUUUACAAUUCUGGAGAAAAUGCUAGCUGCAAUAUUACUGCUGGGUGAGAUUACAUUUGUUAAACCAGCUAGCGAAAUUGAUAGAAUCAAAGUAAAGAACGAGGAAAAACUGAGGCAGGUUGCGGAAUUGAUGAGUGUUAAAGUUGACGAUUUGAAGAAAGGCCUUCUGUUGAAGAAACUUGGUGCUGGUGAGGGAAUCCAUCACACCAGUAUACAGGAGGCUGAACUUAGGAGAGAUGCUUUGGCACAGCACAGUUAUGAGCGAGUGUUUGGAUGGGUUGUCUUGAAAAUCAAUGAGAAUUUACAUCGAUAUAGAAUAGAAACGGAAGACGUUACAAACAUAGGAAUUCUGGACAUCCCGGGGUUUGAGGAUCUACAAAUAAACAGAUUUGAACAAAUGUGUAUCAAUUUACUAAACGACAAAAUGCAGAUUUUCAUGUUUGAUAUGAUUAUCGAGAGUGAAAAGAAAAUCUACGAAGACGAAGAUGUUGAUCCAGAUAUUUUGACCAUGAAGAUGGGAAAUGAAAAUGUUGUUGACAUAUUUGAAAAUAAGAUGAUAGGUAUCUGGCAAACGCUAAGCACGGAAACAUCACCGCCCUAUGGACGAGACAUGCAUUUAGUGGUUAGACUGCAAUGGAACCUUAGAGAUCAAACUCCAAAACUGAUAGAAUUCAAACAAGGAUGUCCAUCAGAGUUUUGCAUCAAACACCUUGCAGGAGAGAUCUGGUACAAUUGUGAAAAUAUUCUAGAGAAGAAUCGAGACAAACUUACAGAUGAUUUGAGAAACAUAAUAAAGAAAAGCAUUGACCAGCAAAUUUCAGCAGACCUUUCGGGAACUUUAUCAAGAAACCAUAAUGGUCCCAGAAGAAAGUCAAAGACUGCUCUUGACACUUACAAGGAGUCAUUGAAUGAGCUUAUGAAGGAACUGGAACGUUCAACGCCUCACUUCGUAAGGUGCAUAAAACCAAAGGAAGAACCGAACAGCUGUUCCUAUGACAAAAGGGUUGUUGGAAAGCAAUUGAUGUACAAUGGAAUUUUGCAGAUAGCAAAACUUCGAAAUCACGGAUUUUCUGUUCAGUUAACAGUGACGGAUUUCAUUAAAAGGUACAACAUCCUCUUUCCGGAACUGCAUGCAGGGUCUACUAAAGAAGAUUUAGAAUCUAUUAUCGAAAAUUUACUUCCCUCUGAAAUGAAAGAUUGCUUUCAACUUGGACAACACAUGAUUUUCUUGAAAGAGGAGGUAGACAUAUACAUUGAGAAGAAAUUAUUUGAGAAAAAAAGGAAUGAUGAGGAAAAUCCAGGUCAAAUGAGAAAAAGAAAAAGACAAUCAAAGAUAACAAUUGAAGAGGACAAAGUGAAGGCACCAGGAAGUGUAUGA